AGAGCAAUGAAUGAAUCAGCGGCCGUCAAUUUCUCAGCAGCAGAGCUGCAUUUCGUUUCUCUGGUGGUGUAUUGUAUCGUUUGUUCAAUCCCUCGAUUUACGAGAAACGGAGGAGCUCUUCGUGACAGAUCAAAGCUCAUGAACCAAAUCAGCCGACGCCGCCGUCUCGAGACUUCUCCUCAUAGAUGAAUCGGAGCGAUCAUACUGCGAGUAAGACCAAUAAUGUCUAAACUUAUCAUGAUAAAAUAACAAAAGUGAAACUGAUGUGCCAUAGAUGGAGGCACGCUUUUCAAUGCAUCUUUACCGGACUUGAAUAUUUGCACUGGAUCAGUGGUGAAGCUUGUCAUGUUUGAGUUAGAAAUUAAACACUGCCCAACAAUUAUUUACAGGCCAAUUCGGCCAUCUGAUCUGCAAGUUCUUGAGCUGAUCCAUGCUUCUUUAUUUCCCGUAAGGUAUGACAUAGACUUCUUCCUCAAUGUUGUCAAUGGGCUAGGCAUUGUCUCUUGGGGUGCUGUUGACGUUAGCCGGUCUGAUGGUCACAUUGACGAGCUUAUUGGAUUUGUAACUACACGCAUCAACGCAGUAAAAGAAAGUGAGAUUCAGAAUUUACUAAGAUAUGACACUACUAGGAACGAUCAAACUUUAGUCUAUAUCUUGACACUUGGUGUGGUAGAACAAUACAGGAACCUUGGCAUAGCUUCUUCACUUGUUCGGGAGGUUAUAAAAUAUGCUUCAAGCAUUUCUAGCUGCAGAGCAGUCUAUUUGCAUGUUAUUGCUUACAAUCUACCAGCCAUCCAUUUCUACCAGAAGAUGCUAUUUAAGCUUGUAAGAAGGUUGUCAAAGUUCUACUAUAUUAAUGGAUAUCAUUACGACGCAUUCCUGUUUGUGUACUAUGUUAAUGGUGGCCAGUCUCCUUGCUCAAUGCGGGAAGUUUUAGCAGCAGUUGCUGCAUACUUGAGGGGACUACUGAGCAUCCUGGCUGGAAAGAUUUGGAACGGUGAUUGCAAGAAAAGGUCAAGAUGGUCCAGGUGUAAAGAAACCAAUAGCCAUUUAGUCGCACAGAAUAAGCGAAUCCCCUACAGUGAUACUGCCAUCUGCUAAAUUGCUUAGAAUCUUGCUGAAAAAAUGAAAAAGAUCACUUCAAUGCAGGAAGCUGAGACAUUCGCACUGCAUGAAACUAUUGAAUUGUGUGUUCCAGUGCCUAAGGAGAAAUUAUUCUGUGCGGACACCAGACCGUCUAGAGGCGAAUAAAAGCGCGUCAUAUCACCUGGUACAUAACUGCGGUACACAUCAAAGAGGUGGUGUGACACGCUCUGAUUCGCCUCUGAACAACAUCUGUAUAUCCGCAUAAAAUAAUUUCACCUUUUGCAGGUAGAGCCGAGGAUCUUGUAGACCUUUGUGAUUAACAAAUGCCAAUAUGACCGUUAUCUUUUUAAGUUAGUACAUAAAUGUAGUUUAAUAUAUUGGCAUUGAUGUAAUUUGAACCUUAGAUUGACCAGUUCUUAUUUUGGCUCUCUUGGCCUCAUAUAAUUUAUAUCUGGAUGGGAUUGAAUCAGAAUUGCAACUCAAA
This is a messenger RNA of Dendrobium catenatum, 1570 nucleotides long. Its product is annotated as histone acetyltransferase MCC1. The coding region runs from base 346 to 1101 and encodes 251 amino acids. NCBI's taxonomy places the organism in Eukaryota, Viridiplantae, Streptophyta, Magnoliopsida, Asparagales, Orchidaceae. The transcript has 6 exons. Gene Ontology annotation, biological process: N-terminal peptidyl-methionine acetylation. Gene Ontology annotation, cellular component: Golgi membrane. The record is from RefSeq and is a predicted model, not a curated record. Gene Ontology annotation, molecular function: protein-N-terminal amino-acid acetyltransferase activity; histone acetyltransferase activity.